AGGAUACUGGAGUGGAAAAAGGGGAGGUUACAGCUUAGAGACUUUUCCAGGGAAUUCAUACUUCUCCAAAAUCAGACCAUGAGUGUAGUCAACAUUUGACAGGCUGAGAAAACAACGGUACAAAGACAGAGGACCAGAGCAAACCCUUUUUCUUCUACCCUGGACUCUUUUGCAGCAGGAUCAAGACUGCGAGGGGAAAUACAGGAUCACUUCUCUACAGUUUUCCUGUUCUGCUUUCUUCUGGGACUGAGUUUGGAGAGUGCUGCAGGAAAAGGACUCUUACCACCACUGGUGGAUUAUUUCCCUGACGCGUCUAAUGUUGGAAUUCAGCCCAAGGCUAUAGGAUUGAGUGCUGCAUUACUGGAAGUAGGGUAGACGUCAGGAAGGGGGCAGUUAGGAAGUAAGGCAAGUCUCCUCCCCACCAGCUCAGAAAAAACACCAUUCCCUGCCUUGGAAAUACAGAUAGGGACCAUAGCUGAGAGACAGAGAGCCUCAGUCACCAACGAUCUCACCUGGACGAUGUCAUCAGCAGUUACAACCACAUCAGGUGGCCUGGUGGUGGUCACCCAGGUGUACCCGUCUAAUCAACCCCAACCCCAGGAAGUGCCGCAGGCGGGUCCGGGGACGCAGAGGUUCAUCCAGGCAUACCCACUGGCUGUUGGGACGGUUCAGAUCAUGAUCGGCGCCUUGGUCCUCUUGUUCGGUAUUGUCAAGGCGAUUCAGGGGAUUUCUCUUGGAGUGGUCAGUGGCUUCUUUGUUUGGGGUGCCGGCUUUUACAUCACCUCUGGCGCACUCACAGUGGCUGCUGGGAAAUCUCUUAGACCCUGUCUGGUCAACACUGCUUUGGGUCUCAACGUGGUUUCCUCCAUAGCAGCAUUCAUCGCCAUCGUCCUGUACAGUUUUGAUAUUGCAGGAGUGCUCGGUCACUGCAGGGGAUAUGACUGCACGAUUCUGGGGCAGGGUUCUGUAGUGGUCCUGUUGGUGUUCCAUAUCUUGGAGUUUGCUGUUUCCCUCACCGUCUCUAUCUUUGCCUGUAGAGCUACCUGUAACUGCUGUGGCAACCAGCAACAUCCAUAUGUCUACUACACGCCUGCCCAGGCUCCACCACAUACUGGACCUGCCACCACGGCUGUACCACCACAACAGAUUUCCAGCUUCCCAAAACCCAUAGAGAACCAGGACCAGAUUUUCCCUGGACUCAAUGAACCUCCGGCCUACACUGGCUGAAGAAUAGACCUGCUUUAAAAUAAAAUCACAUGAUGACAACAUGCAAUGAACAUGUGAAUAACAUGAUAAUUACAUGAGACAAAUAUAUUAACCCUUAGAGCUCACGCUGCACAAAUCCGUGCUGCAGGCACACCCUUUUGUAAAUUGCUUGGUAACUUUUUAAGCGUAAGUCGUAGACUCUUUGUUUUCCUCUGAAAGCUGACCAUUUUUUUGUUCGUUCGCUACCAUCGAUGUCUCCGUACCCCUAAAGGGCGCCGCUGUAGCGAGUCCGGGACUUCGGUGACUUUUUGGGGUCUUUGGAGAUUAAAUCCACAUCUGAUAAAAAGCAUCUUCUUAUCCAUUUUUAAUCCAUAUUGUAAUGAAGUUCCAUUAUAAUCUACAUUAUCAGUGUUUUAUAACCAUAUAAGGAAUUG
Cheilinus undulatus (humphead wrasse) is the source of this 1640-nucleotide messenger RNA. RefSeq names its product membrane-spanning 4-domains subfamily A member 12-like. The transcript has 7 exons. Bases 520 to 1227 code for a protein of 235 amino acids. The record is from RefSeq and is a predicted model, not a curated record. Lineage: Eukaryota; Metazoa; Chordata; Actinopteri; Labriformes; Labridae. Gene Ontology annotation, cellular component: membrane.